AUGAGGCUUCGUGCAUUUGAUAUAAAGCGUCGUUAUAGUCAGACAGAUAAAGGAACAACGAAGAGAUCUUUUAAGGCAUUGAUCCCAAAUAAAACUGAGAAGAGAGCAGCAGAUGAUGAUGUUAAUGAUGCCGGCGCUCAAACAACACUUGGAAACAUCAUUAUGGCCUCUUUGAAUAACGUGCUCAGAGAAAAAGUUAAAUGGAUUUGGUUGAAUGAAGACAAUGAAAGUUUUAAGACAAUGUCUGUGAGAUCUUGGGAAUAUGAAAUUUAG
This is a messenger RNA of Arctia plantaginis, 273 nucleotides long. The record is from the annotation of a GenBank genome assembly. Lineage: Eukaryota; Metazoa; Arthropoda; Insecta; Lepidoptera; Erebidae.